GUUGAUGAUAUAGUCAUACAAGACCAAAGCCAUUGCAACAACAACAACAAAAAAAAUGGCUUCAAAACCAGGCCCUCUUACUCAAUGGCCAUGGCAAAAACUUGGCAACUUCAAGUAUGCUUUGCUAGUUCCUUGGGUGGCAAGGAGCAUGCACAAGGCCAUAAGAGCUAAGAAUGAAGGAGAGGAGAUAGAUUUUUUGAACCUUACAAUACUCCCUACUCUACUGAUAAGAUUGCUCUACUCUCAGCUUUGGAUCACCAUCUCCAGAUUCCACACUGCAAGAACCAAGCACAAGAUUGUGAACAAGAGCCUUGACUUUGAUCAAGUUGACAGAGAGAGGAACUGGGAUGAUCAGAUAAUUUUGACAGCUUUGUUGUUCUUUGUGGGGAAUGAGGUGAUUCCAGGGGCUGCUUACUUGCCAUGGUGGAAUACUAAGGGAGUCAUUCUCACUGCAGUGGUUCAUAUGGGUCCUGUGGAGUUCAUCUACUAUUGGCUUCAUAGAGCUCUCCACCACCACUUCCUCUACUCCAGAUACCACUCUCACCAUCAUGCUUCCAUUGUCACUGAGCCCAUAACAUCCGUGAUCCAUCCUUUUGCUGAAGAAGUUGCUUACUUCACUCUUUUUGCAAUCCCUCUGUUAUCAAUGGCUCUCACUGGAACUGCAUCAAUCAUAGCUGCAGCUGGGUAUUUGAUAUAUAUUGAUUUCAUGAACUACUUAGGCCAUUGCAACUUUGAGCUUGUACCAAAAUGGCUCUUUGAUGUCUUCCUUCCUCUCAAAUACCUCAUGUACACCCCGUCGUUUCAUUCCCUCCACCACACACAAUUUCGGUCGAAUUACUCCUUAUUCAUGCCAUUUUAUGACUACAUAUAUGGUACCGUGGAUAAAUCUUCGGAUACACUCUAUGAAAGUUGUUUCAAGGGAAAGGAGGAAGAAGCACCUAGUGUCAUUCAUUUGACACAUCUUACUACAUUGCAAUCAAUAUAUCAUCUAAGAUUAGGGUUUGCUUCGUUCUCAUCAAAGCCAUAUGAAUCCAAGUGGUACAUGUGGAUUUUUUCACCGGUGACAUGGAUGUCGAUGAUCCUGACCUGGAUUUAUGGAGCUACUUUCACUGUGGAAAGGAAUGGGAUGAAGAAGCUUAAUAUGGAGACUUGGGCAAUUCCAAGAUAUAGCUUUCAAUAUAUGACAUCUUCUCAGAGAGAGGAAAUCAAUGAGUUGAUUGAGAAGGCAAUUUUAGAGGCUGAUGAGAGAGGAGCCAAAGUCAUUAGUCUAGGUCUCUUGAAUCAAGCAGAUGAAUUGAAUGCAAGCGGAGGACUCUACUACAUAAACAAUCCAAAACUUCAAAUUAAAAUCGUAGAUGGGACAAGCUUGGCUGCCGCUGUAGUUGUUAACAGAAUCCCCAAAGACGCCAAAAAUGUUCUGCUUGUUGGAAAACUCUCUAAGAUGGCUUGUGUCUUAACUCUAUCCAUAUGUCAAAAGGGACUCGAGGUAAUGGUUGCACGAAGAGAUACGUACGAGAUUCUAAAGCUAAAGUUACCGAAAGAGCUUGUAGAUCAUGUUGUUUUCUCUGAGAAUUAUGAAAACCAGGUAUGGUUAGUAGGAGAUGGGCUGAAGGAUCACGAACAAAAGAAGGCAGCAAAAGGGGUACACUUCAUUCCAUUUUCGCAGUUUCCUCCAAAAAUUAUACGCAAUGAUUGCAUUUAUCACAGUACGCCAUCUCUCAGGACACCAAAGGAAUAUGAAAACAUGCACACAUGUGAGAAUUGGUUGCCGAGGAAAGUGAUGAGCGCUUGGAGAGUAGCUGGAAUUGUGCAUGCAUUAGAAGGAUGGGAUGCACAUGAAUGUGGAGAUAUUGUGAUGGAUAUCAAGAAAGUUUGGCGUGCGGCUUUAGAUCACGGCUUUGUUCCAUUUGAGGGUGUAAAAUGCAAUUAGAUAUUGGGAUUUAUCCUGUUGUUGUGCUUAAAUGAGUUGUGAAAUGUGAAAUAAUUAGCACAUAGUACAUUAUUGAUUACUAGCCAGUGAAGGUGUCUCUUCUCUUGAUACACUACAAUUAUGUAUGUGAUCAUGAAGUUGUAAGUUCGUUACAAGAAUGAUUUGUUGGAUUUUUUGGUCAAAA
Asparagus officinalis (garden asparagus) is the source of this 2114-nucleotide messenger RNA. Its product is annotated as protein ECERIFERUM 1-like. NCBI's taxonomy places the organism in Eukaryota, Viridiplantae, Streptophyta, Magnoliopsida, Asparagales, Asparagaceae. Gene Ontology annotation, molecular function: iron ion binding; oxidoreductase activity. Bases 56 to 1930 code for a protein of 624 amino acids. The transcript is spliced from 10 exons. The record is from RefSeq and is a predicted model, not a curated record. Gene Ontology annotation, biological process: lipid biosynthetic process.